This is a messenger RNA of Cucurbitaria berberidis CBS 394.84, 2688 nucleotides long. Its product is annotated as Zn-dependent exopeptidase. The coding region runs from base 1 to 2688 and encodes 895 amino acids. Lineage: Eukaryota; Fungi; Ascomycota; Dothideomycetes; Pleosporales; Cucurbitariaceae. Gene Ontology annotation, molecular function: carboxypeptidase activity. The transcript has 3 exons. The record is from RefSeq and is a predicted model, not a curated record.
AUGAGCGACGAGAAGCAUGGCUAUGAACGAGCCCCGUCCCCACCGCCUAUUCCCACCUACGAAGAAGCGACAUCAUCCCGUAAUACCUCGGCGCGCCUAGGACCCAACGAGAUCAGCGACGACGCCGAGCGGCAAGGUCUCCUAAACCCAGAUGUCCACAUACAAUCAGACCCCCGCAGGCGCAAUGGCUAUUACCAGGCGCCAUCGGUGCAAUCAGUCGAGGAUGAGGAUUCCCUACUCGGGAGUCCGGUGCGGGAGAGCCAGGAUGAGGACCUGCGGCAGACGAUGGAGGAGAUGGAAAUAUUAGACCCUGAGAGUAUAGAAGAAGGAAGAUCAAGGAGGAAUCGGUCACUAGGUCGCCUCUCAAAACGAUUCUACAGCAUCACGCAUACGCUUUCGAGUUUCCACCUCCCGCGGAUACGUUGGCCGUCAUGGAGGCCGGACUUCACUUUUGUAACACAACGAUUACCUACGAUUCCCGACGAGUACAAGCCGGGCUGGUCGAUAAUAGCACGGUUAUUUGGGUUAAUACUGAUCGUUACGCUGGUGUACCUAUUGGUAGUGAGCGAGGUGGUGCCCAUGGGCGGCGGAUUUGGCCAGCCUUUCAAUGCGGAGUGGGUGCGCCAGACGGCGCUGCAGAGCGUUGAGAGUUGGCGAAUAGAGAAGAAUUUGGAGUACAUCACGAGCUAUGAUCAUAUUGGAGGCACUGAGGGAAGCUACGUCUUGGGCCAGUGGAUCGAGGGCAAGUUCAAAGACUCGCACAUGGACACGUAUACGCAUGAUGAGUAUUACGUGUACAUGAAUUUUGCGAAGAAAGGGGGCCGGAAAGUUGCCAUCGUCGACCCACCGCAGAAGGCUUGGGAAGCCCAGCUGGAGGAACCCUCAGUGUUUAAUCCUCCGAAGCCCCAGACACCUGCUUACCACGGACUAUCGGCAUCUGGAAACGCCACUGGACCCUUGAUCUACGUCAACUAUUGCGACAAGAAAGACUUCAAGAGGUUGUGGGAUAGCAAUGUUGAUGUCAAAGGUGCUGUGGCCCUCUGUCGAUACCACGGAACACAGCCGGACUUGGCGAUGAAGGUCAAGGCCGCCCAAGAAGCUGGGGUCGCAGGCGUGCUUGUGUACUCGGAUCCCGCUGACGACGGCUUCAAAAAAGGAAACCCCUGGCCAGAUGGCAAAUGGAGACCGGGCGACAGCGUUCAGCGCGGUUCAGUCGCGCAGACCAACAUGAUCAUGGGCGACGUACUUACCCCUGGAAAAUCUAGUGCGAAGAAGCAGGAGCGCAUAUCGAAGGACAACAACCCUGCCUUGCCCAAGAUCCCGAGUCUGCCGCUUUCUUGGAAAGAUGCGCAAAAGCUACUGCAGUCACUAAAAGGGUCAGGCGAACAGCUUCCGGACGAUUGGGUAGGUGGCGUACCAGAUGUAGGGGACAAGUGGUUCUCUGGCCACCCGGAUACUUCGCCCAAGGUUUAUCUGCAGAAUUAUCAGGAUGAGGUUGAGCAACAGCGCAUUACAAAUGUUUUCGGGUCUAUAAAGGGAAGUGAAGAUCCGGGUCGGAAGAUCAUAAUUGGAAAUCAUCGCGACUCAUGGUGUUUUGGCGCUGCGGACCCCGGCUCUGGAACUGCCAUUAUGCUCGAAGUUAUGCGAGUGCUCGGGCUACUACGUGCUCAAGGAUGGCACCCACUUCGCACCAUCGAGUUCGCCUCCUGGGACGGCGGCGAAGACAACAGAAUUGGCUCAACUGAGUAUGUUGAAGCCAACGCCGACACGCUUCGAGAGGGCGCGAUUGCCUACCUGAAUGUUGACAUUGGCGUCACAGGGGACAAGCUCUGGGCAUCAGGUUCUCCAAUCUUCCAACAUGCUUGGUCUCGUGUUUUGGACCGACUUACGGAUCCGCACGAGAACAAGACGCUGAAAGAGCUGUGGGAGAACCACGAUGGCAGGAUAGACAAUCCGAACGCAGCAAGUGAUGACGUCCCAUUCCUGUCUAUUGCCGGCACCUCAUCCAUGAACUUCGGCUUCACUAGCGACUCCAAAGACAGCCACGCUUCCAACCCCAUGACGGGCAGCUGCUACGAAACUCUGAACUGGAUGGCCAAAUACGUUGACCCGGACUUUCAAUACCAUCACCUUCUCGCACAAAUAUGGAUUCUACUUAUCCUUGAACUCGCACAGGAACCUAUCAUGCCGAUGAAAAUCGAAGACUACGCUCGUGCCCUGCAAGAAGAGGGGCAGAAGCUGCUCGACUGGACAGAGACGACAGCUAGCGGCUAUGAUAUCGAGAUUUUCCAGCCGCUGGUGGACAGUCUGAGUAUGUUCAAGAAGAAGGCUGAUGACUUUCACAAGUGGGAGACAUAUUGGUAUAACCAAGUGUAUGCCACAGGGGGUUUCGAGACACAGGCAGUUACUCUUCAGCGCGUGUUGCAUAAUGCGAAGAUUUCGAGGUUUGAGAGUGACUUGUUAGAUUUGCCGCGGGGCAAGGAUGACCAUUCGGAGCAUGGGCUACCCGGCCGCGACCAAUACAAACACGCCAUCUUUGCACCCAGCGCCAACAACGCGCUCGAAGCUGCAGUCUUUCCCUUUGCAAGAGAUGCGAUAGAGAAGAAGGACUGGGAUGCUGCGGCCAAGAUGAUCAAGAAGACGGCGGAUAUACUGAAUCGAGCUGCUGAAGGGUUGCGCGGUGGAUGA